CGCCCCGUCGGGCCAGUUUUUCCCAGGCGGAUGACGCCAUCAGGCCGCGCCGCGAGAAGGUCGCACAGGGUCCUGUAACAUGGCGGCGGCGGCAUUGCGCGGCGCCUGGUGCCGCUGUCCGCGGAGAUGCCUUGGGAGUGGAGUCCAGUUACUUUCCAGCCACAGCCUACCCCAUGGUUCACCCUAUCAGACAACCUGGCCAGGCCAAGAGCUACUGUUGUCCAAAUCCUACUCUUCUGGAAACAGAAAAGGCUUUCUGUCUGGCUUACUGGACAACAUCAAGCAAGAAUUAGCCAAAAACAAAGAGAUGAAAGAAAGUAUUAAAAAAUUCCGAGAUGAGGCCAAGAAGCUGGAAGAGUCUGAUGCGCUGCAGGAAGCCCGCAGGAAAUACAAAACCAUCGAGUCGGAGACGGUGCGCACCAGUGAGGCGAUCCGGAGGAAGCUGGGGCAGCUCACGGGGACGGUGAAGGAGAGUCUCGACGAAGUCAGUAAGAGCGAUUUGGGCAGGAAGAUCAAAGAGGGGGUGGAGGAGGCCGCCAAGACAGCCAAGCAGUCGGCCGAGUCCGUGUCCAAAGGCGGGGAGAAGCUGGGUAGGACGGCAGCCUUCAAGGCCCUCUCCCAGGGCGUGGAAUCUGUGAAGAAGGAGAUCGACGAGAGCGUGCUGGGCCGAAUGGGGCCCUAUCGCAGGCCUGAGAGGCUCCGAAAGAGGACGGAGUUUGUUGGGGAGAAGCUCAGAGAGGAGAAAGUGUUUGAAGCCAACGAAGAGGCGCUCGGGGUCGUGCUGCACAAGGACUCCCGGUGGUACCAGCAGUGGAAGGACUUCAGGGACAACAAUGUUGUCUUCAACCGCUUCUUUGAGAUGAAGAUGAAGUACGAUGAGAGCGACAAUGUACUCAUCCGGGCAUCUCGGGCCCUGACGGACAAGGUCACCGACGUGCUGGGGGGCCUGUUCUCCAAGACAGAGAUGUCAGAGGUGCUUACUGAGAUCCUGCGGGUGGACCCAGCCUUCGACAAAGACCGGUUUCUGAAGCAGUGCGAGAGCGACAUCAUCCCCAACGUCCUGGAGGCCAUGAUUUCUGGAGAGCUCGACAUUCUCAGAGACUGGUGCUAUGAAGCCACUUACAGCCAGCUGGCCCACCCCAUCCAGCAGGCCAAGGCCCUGGGCCUCCAGUUCCACUCCCGCAUCCUUGACAUUGACAACAUUGACCUGGCCAUGGGCAAGAUGAUGGAGCAGGGCCCGGUGCUGAUCAUUACCUUCCAGGCCCAGCUGGUGAUGGUGAUCCGAAAUACCAAGGGCGAGGUGGUUGAGGGCGACCCGGACAAGGUGCUGCGCAUGCUGUACGUGUGGGCACUGUGCCGAGACCAGGACGAGCUCAACCCCUACGCGGCCUGGCGCCUGCUGGAUGUCUCUGCCUCCAGCACAGAGCAGAUCCUCUGAGGCUGUGCCACCACAGGGCAGCUCCAGGGCUAGACCAUCACUCGGGCAGACACCCAGGGCAACUCCAGAAUUCUGGGGAUGAGACUAUCCCCAGCCAGUCGGGUGAAGAAGGUGCCACCACACUGCUGAGGGUGCCCGGGGCAGGAGACAGACGCUCACCACAGGGACCCCAGGACACCCCAGCGCUGGCCACACAGUGCCACAGUGUGUCAGGGCCCUGGCCAAGGACUCCGUGAAGGAGGGACAGGACGGAAUCCAGCUGCUCUGCCAAGUGGCCUGGUAGUCAGCUGGGCCGUUUUAGGACGUUUUUAUGUUCUUCCUGUACCUACACCUGAGAUUGGGAAAUAAUAAACACCAAAGUGCAGAA
Molecule: messenger RNA, 1805 nt
Organism: Cavia porcellus (domestic guinea pig)
Lineage: Eukaryota; Metazoa; Chordata; Mammalia; Rodentia; Caviidae
Gene: Timm44
Product: translocase of inner mitochondrial membrane 44
Exons: 13
Coding region: 80-1438 (452 amino acids)
Biological process (GO): protein import into mitochondrial matrix
Cellular component (GO): mitochondrial inner membrane
Molecular function (GO): protein-folding chaperone binding
Source: RefSeq, a predicted model, not a curated record